AUGGACGCCUCCUCCCUCCGCAUCUCCAAGUUCGAUGGAACUAACUUCCACGCCUGGAAGUUCAAGAUGCAGAUGGUGCUGGAGGAACGGGACCUAUGGGAGGUCGUCAGCGGUGAGAUCAAGGCGGAACAGUGCGAGACUCAGUUGGACCAAGCGACGUACAAGAGGAAGUCAAGAAAGGCGAUGGCAGUGAUCUGUCUAGCCAUGGAAGAUUCCCAGCUACCGUUGGUCCGGUCGGCAAGUGGUGCAUGCGACGCAUGGUCAAGGUUGGAAGACCACUUCGAGAAGAAGAGUCUUGCCAACAAGCUGUUCUUGCGCCGUCGCUUCUUCACGACAAUGAUGGAAGAAGGCGACGAUGUGCUCGAACACAUCAACAAGCUCAAGACGCUGGCGGAACAGCUAGAAGCGGUGGGGGCUCCAGUCUGCGAGGACGAUCUGGUGAUCACACUCCUCGGCAGCCUGAGUGACUCGUAUCAAUUCUUGAUCACAGCUUUGGAGUCGCGCUCAGACACUCUUAGCUGGGAGCUCGUGACGUCUCGACUGCUUCAUGAAGAAAUGAAGCGGAAGGAGCAAGGAAGUAAAGGUGAUGAAGCUUCGCAAGGUCAAGCGUUCAUCACAAGGGACAAUCAGCGCAAAGGGCGACCAGUGAAGAAGUCCUGGCCGUGCCACAAUUGCGGAAAGAUUGGUCACUGGAUGGCGGAGUGCCCCUCGCGCAUCCAAGAAAACACGGAGAGACACCGGCCACAGCGUGCUCAAGACAGCGGCGACCGCUAUCGAUCACAACGUGCAAACGUCGCUCAAGAAGAAGACUCGGGCGACUACCUCUUUUCGAUCGGUGAAACGACAUCUGCGAAAUCGAGCGACAUCUGGCUGGUCGACUCCGGGGCGACGCAGCACAUGACGUGCUCCAAGAAGUUCAUGCGGAACUACAAGGGGUUUGACGCUGUGGAUGUCCAUCUCGCGGAUGAUGGAAUCGUCCAAGCAAUCGGCAGUGGGGACAUUGUCAUGUCGAUGAAGACACCCCAAGGGAUGAAGAAAGGUGUGCUCACAAACGUGUGGCACAUCCCAAAGUUAUCCAGAAACCUGUUCUCGGUCGGCCGCUUCACCAAGGAUGUCGGCCCAGUGACGUUCACGAAGGAUGGGUGCUAUGGAGAAGCGAAAGGGACCAAGUGGAAAAUUGGUGCCCGUGAAGGUAAAGGACUGUUCAAGCUGCAAAUGACUCCAGUGGCGCCGGAACAAGCAAAUGCAGCCAAGUCGUCGGGAUGUCAAGGGGGCACCAAGUCGUACCCUCUGGCACCUUCGGCUUGGCCACAUAGGUCACGAUGGACUCAAUUGCAUCGUGACGAAGAACAUUGGAAUUGGCAUCGACAUAUCUUCGGUGAAGAAGUGGGACGUGUGUGA
Peronospora matthiolae is the source of this 1401-nucleotide messenger RNA. The record is from the annotation of a GenBank genome assembly. NCBI's taxonomy places the organism in Eukaryota, Oomycota, Peronosporomycetes, Peronosporales, Peronosporaceae.